Molecule: messenger RNA, 2441 nt
Organism: Schistosoma turkestanicum
Lineage: Eukaryota; Metazoa; Platyhelminthes; Trematoda; Strigeidida; Schistosomatidae
Source: the annotation of a GenBank genome assembly
GUAUAUUUGGAAAGGAACUUGAACUAAAUGCGUAAAAUAGUUUGUUUUUUUUUCCUCUAAAUUAUUAUUCCAUCAUUGAAUUGUUGUUGAUUAUGAACAAUAAACGAAGUCGAUUUAGUAGUCCAAUAUGGUUUACUUGUUUUUGUGUUGAUUCACGUCCUGGUUUAUUUGAAGAAGCUGAUCGAAAACUAGCUCGUUCAAUUCAAAAAGGUAAUCUUCCAGCAAUUGAACGUGCUUUAAGACGUAUCAAACAACCAUUAAAUAAUUUAACUUUAACAGUGAAACGACGCCAUCUAAACACAGCAUAUCCACAUUUAGUUGAUCAUCAUCGUGCUAAUGGAACAGAUCCUUUUAUUAAUUUCUAUCAAGAAUGUUCACCAGUUAUAUGGGCUAUUGAUUGUUUACAAUGGCAUGUUUUACCAUUAUUGUCACGUUUCGGUUUAGAUUUAAAUCGACCACAAGCAUGUCGUCGUUGGACUUAUUUGUAUUCAUCAUCUAAUUCACGUGCAAAUACAUCACCAUAUCGUAAAUUUUGGACACGUGGUCGUUAUACAUAUCAAUCGGCGUUAGAUUAUUUUUUUGCUAGUAUUUAUGAAUUGAUCGGUGAGCAUAGACCAAAUUUUUAUCACGGUUUAAAUGAUCCCAAUCCAUUGACAUUUUAUUAUUCACAUUUAUCAACCAUUUUAUCCAAAGGUGUCGAUGUACAUCGUAUUGAUUCUGUGAUUAUAUUUAAUUCAUUGGCUAUUAGUUUUGAUCAAUAUUUAUGCCGAUAUACUAAUGAACAUGCAUUAGUCCCUGAUAUACCAGAGAAUAAUGAUUCAUUUAUUGAAUUAUACAUUGUGAAACAAUUAAUUGAAAAUGGUUUUUCUCAAUUUGAAUGUAUGGAUUAUUUAUAUCCAUGUUGUAAUUGGUUUGGUAUAUUAUUAUGUUUAAUAUGUCAUCCGAAUAUACAUUUAUAUCAAACAACACAUUUACCAACAAUUAUUAAACAAUCUACAUUAUUAUUAAUUAAUUUACUUGCAUUAAAAUGUACAUUUCCAAAUGUUGAAGAAUUUCAUGAAUCAUUAGAAAAUUUACAUUUACGUAAAAUUUAUUCAAAACGUUAUAGUGAAAAACGAAAUGAAUUCAAUGCACGUUUAAUGGUAUUACAUGAUUUAUGUCAAAUGUUUAUACAUCAACCAUUAAGUUUAAAAAUAUUAGCAAGAAAUAUUGUACGUAAACAAAUUGGUGGUAUAAAUUUUUGUGUGAAAACAAUGAAUAUUGGUUUACCAACACAAUUGGUCACAUUUCUGCAAUAUAUUAAUCAUGAACAUUUAAUUCCGAAUGGUAUACCAAAACAAUUAAUUAAAUUAGCUCAAGGUGAAUGGAUUGAUAUUCUGGGAAAGAAUACUAGUUCACGAUCACGUUCAAUUGUUAGUUCAACAAAAUGUAAUGAUAAUCUUUACUCUAAAGAAUUCAUGAGCAUAAUAAAUACAACGAACUAUUUAGAUCAUGUCAAUAGUCAUCAUUGUGAUAGACAAGUAUGUCCUAGUGGUAAUAAUCUUUUACGACGUGGUAGAGCAUCAGAACGACAACAUCUUAUAUGUCAGCGACCAAUGAACAAUCAUCAACCAUUGAGGCCAACAUCUGCACCAUUGACUAGAAGAACACUUAUUACAUGAGAAUAAAAAAUAACAUUUACUCAGUAAUUAUUAUUUAUCUCAGGGACCAUAAGAAAUUGAUUAUUAACAAUAACAAUAAUUUUAGCUAUUUUCUUUCUAUUGUUUAUAAAGAUUUCACAUUGAUUGUUCUUAUAAAAUUAUUUAUUGAACUAACUAGGUGAACAGAAAGUUCAAAUUUUAUCAUAAUAUUUUUCUGUUGUUUUUGUUAUUGUUGUAUCGUUUGGAUUUUUAGUUUAUUGUUUCUAAUGCUAAAUGAUUUAUUGUACAUUGAAAACUCUAUUUUGUUUGUAUUAAGUGCAUAAAUUAAAACUAGAAUACAAUCGAUAAACAUUCCCAACACACCCCUACAUUAUUGAUUUUAAACCUCGGAACCAAUCAAAACGCUUCGAUAGUUAUUGACCAGUUAACUAUUAAAUAUGUAUGUUGUUAAUUUUCUCAAAAUUAGUACAUAGUCAGAGAUUGUUUAUCAAUUUGGUUAUAAUUUCUUCAAGCUUCUUUUUCUUUUUUUAAAUGAAAACCUUUUGUAGAACUUUCUCAAUAACCUCGAACAUUGAACCCAAUCUUUAUCAAAAUAAAUUUGUAUGUGUAUUUCUAUAUGUUAUCCGUUUGUUUUAUUUGGACCAAAUGUAAUCUGACUACUAUUUUGUCAGCUUCAAAAGUUUUCUGUGAUGAUAGUACCAGUCAAUAAUCCAAGUCAACCGAUAGUUUACUUGUUACUGUUGGUACUUUGUUGUUAAUUAAUAUUGGUUUGUGUUAUUUGUUAGUGUGAGUGAGAGAGAG